This is a messenger RNA of Saccoglossus kowalevskii, 816 nucleotides long. RefSeq lists its product as uncharacterized. Gene Ontology annotation, molecular function: scavenger receptor activity. Lineage: Eukaryota; Metazoa; Hemichordata; Enteropneusta; Harrimaniidae. The record is from RefSeq and is a predicted model, not a curated record.
AUGAAGUUGUCAAAUAUUGUAUAUGUGACUGUGGUGUCUGUGAUGUCAUGUGUUGGUGUAUUCGGAGAAUUGUCAUUAAAGGACGAUUCUGGUGAUCAUAUAUGUUACGUAACAACCAGCUUACAAGAAUCCUAUGAAGAAAGCUAUGUAUAUCCAUAUGAUCAGAUUUAUUACACAACAUGCUGGAAUCCACUCAAAUUCUUUAGGUGCACCCGUACACGACGCUUGUACCGAACUGAGUGGCGUACAGUAUAUCAAACUACAUAUGUGAGAGAUAAGGUCUGUUGUCCUGGCUACGAACAAAAUGGGGACGUAUGUAUUCCGCUAUGUAAUGAAUGUGACAAUCGACAUGCUACCUGUGUUCGUCCCGAUGUGUGUAAAUGUGAUGCAGGUUACCAUGGCAAUGACUGCUCAAGUACAUGCAGUAACAACAUGUGUGGAGAUAACUGUGGUAUAUCUUGUUUAUCAGUGUGUGGUACUAAUGCUGAUACGUGUAAUCCCAGCACAUGUGAGUGCAGCUGUAAUCCAGGAUGGAGAGGAGAUUUUUGUGAUGAGCCUUGUCAAUAUGGAUAUUAUGGUCCUGGUUGUGCAUUGCUAUGUCAAUGUCAAAAUGGUGCCGAAUGUGAUUAUGUAGAUGGUUCCUGUACAUGUACUGCUGGCUGGCAACCACCUCUUUGUGACAUUCCUUGUCCUAUUGGAAUGCAUGGUGAUAACUGUUCUUAUAUAUGUGACUGUCAACAUGGAGGAGAUUGUAAUCCAACUAAUGGAGCCUGUGACUGCACACCAGGGUGGUUGGUAAGUUACAUUUCACAAUAA